Aspergillus alliaceus is the source of this 1248-nucleotide messenger RNA. It is a transcript of the gene cdc123, whose product is annotated as cell proliferation protein CDC123. NCBI's taxonomy places the organism in Eukaryota, Fungi, Ascomycota, Eurotiomycetes, Eurotiales, Aspergillaceae. Gene Ontology annotation, cellular component: cytoplasm. The transcript has 2 exons. The record is from RefSeq and is a predicted model, not a curated record. Bases 1 to 1248 code for a protein of 415 amino acids.
AUGCCUCACUCUGAAACUGAGGUGCCACCUUUGGCGGAGUCCUCAACGGAUCAACCGCAGAGUCUUCCCUUUCCUCCAGUCACUUACUCUCACAUCUUACACUGUUCUUACCAUGACUGGCAACCUCGCUACCGUACCCUCACACCGAAAUCGCGUUCGAUUUCUCUGACUGCACCAUUCACCGCCUACCUCCGCGCUGAUGGUAUCGUUUUGCCGCCAGAAAAUGUCAAAUCUACCGAUGACGACAAUUUAAACUCCUUUUCCGAUGAUGAGACCGAAGAAGAGCCCGAUCCAUCGAUCGAGUGGGGGGAAAUCCACACUCAGAUCAAGAAAACAAUUGAUGACCUCGGAGGCAUCGUAACCCCGAAGUUGAAUUGGAGCGCGCCCAAAGAUGCAACCUGGAUUGCCGCGACAAACGACCUUCAAUGCCGUACGCCAAAUGAUAUCUACCUGCUUCUGAAGAGCAGUGACUUUGUCAGCCAUGAUUUGGAGCUUCCCUUCGAUGAUUGUGUCCCGGAUACAUCGGAUUCUACGACCACCCCCGACGUUCCUUACCACCUCAUCCUUCGCAAAUACGUCAACUUCAAUCCUUCGCUCGAGUUCCGCUGCUUUGUGCGCAAUCGUGUGCUUCUCUGUAUUUGUCAGCGGGAUCUGAACCAUUUUGACUUCCUCUUCUCUUUACGCGAUGCCCUCAGGUCCCGGAUUCAGGCAUUUUUCGACGAGAAACUCAAGGAUACUUUUCCUGAUCCCAGCUUUGUCUUUGAUGUGUACAUCCCUUCUCCGCACCAACGUGUUUGGCUCAUUGAUAUCAAUCCAUGGGCUGUGAGGACGGAUCCAUUGCUAUACAGCUGGCUUGAGAUUUUGAAUAUGAAGGACCCAAUCGGAAUCCAGGAAGAGGAGGAUGGCGCAGAAGAGCAGUUUGUCCGAUUAACUCUCGACGGAAACCGGAUCACUGGUGUACAGACGGAAGCCGCUGAUGGCUCUGAAUCGACUGAUACGGAAGGCGAGGCCGCCGAUGAUCAUGAUGAGGAAGCACCGUUCUUCCCUGAAUUCCGCCUCGUAAAGCGUGAUGAUCCAGAAGCAUAUGCAUUUUCAACUCCACAAUACUCGGCACACAAAUUGCCUAAGGAAGUAGUUGAUGCCUCGAUCUCAGGACCGGGUGGCAUGAGUGAAUUCUUAGGCAAAUGGCAGGAUAUCCUAGCCAAACAAGCCCAAGAGUCGGAUACAGAUAGUGACGGAGAGCAAUGA